AUGCCCAAGACGCAGCCCAAUCUCUACGCCUUCCCCAGCGUCGACGCAUUGGCACCCGCCCUGCGAGCCUACAUUGUCCAGAGCCAGAGCAACGGCUUCGCCCGUCACGAAGUCUUCAAGGUAGCUGUCUCGGGCGGUUCUCUGCCCAAGACGCUUGCGGCCGCCCUGCUCGCUCCGUCAUCCGGCCCCGACGACAUCAUCGACUUCAGAAGAUGGGAAAUCUUCUUUGCCGAUGAGCGUGCCGUCCCCCUUGACCACGACGACUCCAACUACUGCCUCCUCAAGGCCGAGCUGCUCGACAAGCUGCCCGCCGACCAGCGACCAACCGUCCACACCAUCGAUGCCACCGUGCUCGACGACGUUCAGGAGCUCGCCGACAGGUACGAAAAGACACUUGUCUCCAGCUUCGCCAGCCGCGACUCGGUCCGCUUGCCCGUCUUCGACCUACUGCUGCUCGGCUGCGGGCCCGAUGGCCACACCUGCUCGCUCUUCCCGGGCCACGACCUGCUGCGCGAGGCCGACGCCUGGGUGGCUCCCAUCGAUGACUCACCCAAGCCUCCACCCAAUCGCAUCACCCUGACGCUACCCGUUGUCAUCCACGCCGUCCGCGUCGCCUUUGUCGCCACAGGAGCCGGUAAGAAGGACGUCAUGAAGCAGAUUUUCGACUCGUCCGAUGGGCUGCCGUGUACCCUCGUCAACGAAGGCGCCGGCGACCGCUGCAGCUGGUUUGUGGAUGAGCCCGCCGUCGAGGGCGUCGGCUUCCCAAGAAGAGCGUUCUUGUAA
Molecule: messenger RNA, 783 nt
Organism: Hirsutella rhossiliensis
Lineage: Eukaryota; Fungi; Ascomycota; Sordariomycetes; Hypocreales; Ophiocordycipitaceae
Product: glucosamine-6-phosphate isomerases/6-phosphogluconolactonase domain-containing protein
Exons: 1
Coding region: 1-783 (260 amino acids)
Biological process (GO): carbohydrate metabolic process; pentose-phosphate shunt
Molecular function (GO): 6-phosphogluconolactonase activity
Source: RefSeq, a predicted model, not a curated record